Molecule: messenger RNA, 940 nt
Organism: Quercus lobata
Lineage: Eukaryota; Viridiplantae; Streptophyta; Magnoliopsida; Fagales; Fagaceae
Exons: 3
Coding region: 216-866 (216 amino acids)
Biological process (GO): rRNA base methylation
Cellular component (GO): cytoplasm
Molecular function (GO): rRNA (uridine-N3-)-methyltransferase activity
Source: RefSeq, a predicted model, not a curated record
AUUCUGUACCAUUUUCAUCUAUAAUGGCCACAUUAUCCUUGGCAUUUAAGCAAAUCUACAGAGGGAGGGAGAGAUUCAUAUAAGUGUACAAUGGUUAAGAAGAAAGAGAAAAAGAUUCAGCACUACUCCAGCUCUCAGAAGAUAUUGUUGGUUGGUGAGGGAGACUUUUCAUUUUCCGCUUGUUUGGCUAGAGCAUUUCGCUCUGCCGCUGUACAAUGGGUAAGAAGAAAGAGAAAAAGAUUCAGCACUACUCCAGCUCUCAGAAGAUAUUGUUGGUUGGUGAGGGAGACUUUUCAUUUUCUGCUUGUUUAGCUAGAGCAUUUCGCUCUGCCGCUAACAUGGUUGCAACUUCUCUUGAUUCUAAAGAUACUUUAUUGACAAAGCAUCGCAGUUGUGUACCACACUUGGAGGACUUGAAGAGAAGAGGGUGCUUGGUGCUUCAUGAAGUUGAUGUAUAUGACAUGAAACAACAUCCCACCUUAAUGUCCAUGAAAUUUGAUGUUAUCAUCUUCAAUUUCCCUCAUGCAGGCCAUUUUUCUUGGCUAUGUGAAAGAGACGAAGAGCUUAAAGAGAUGCACAAAGAGUUGGUACAAGCAUUUUUCAACAGCGCCCGUAAGAUGCUGAACAGAGAUGGGGAAGUACAUGUUGCACAUAGAGACGACUAUCCAUAUUAUGAGUGGAAGAUUGAGGAACUUUCUAAAAGAGCAGGUCUAUAUUUGAAAGAGAAAGUGGAAUUUUAUAAGGUUGACUACCCGGGCUACCACAAUAAGAGAGGUGGUGACAUCGAGUGCAACAAAACAUUCCCUCUCAAAAGCUGUUUCACCUUCAAGUUCUCUCUCCAGAAAAAAUACCGCUCAAAUGCCUGAUAAUGAUAAUCAAACAAGUGCCAAGUAACACAGUCGUUGUUGAUUAUAUGACAAGUGCAAAUUGUUCAGAGGAA